UAUGGCGGAAAAAUUACAACAAUCCGACCCUGAAGUGGAAAGAAAUUGUCAAAAAUUAAUAAAUGUUAUGAGAGUGUGUAAAAUAUCGGAAGCAGACAAAGUAAAAAGAGAUUGCUUUAGUGUAUUAGAAUUAUUUUAUAAUAAAAAAACAAUUGAUGAGAAACGAGCUAUUUGCGAAAAAUUAGUUGAAGAAGGAUGUUCUAAACCUUUGGUUGAUUGGUAUGAUUUGUUGGAAAAGAAUUUACAAGACAAAAAUGCUAAAUUGUGUUUCGAAAAGGUUAAUAGGAUAGUAAUAGAAUUUUCUUCAUCCAGUUUUGGUUUUGGAGUUGCUGUUUUUAAAGCUGGACUUGUGGAUUUUGUAUUAUCGGUUAUGGAUAGAUUUAAAGAAACCUAUAAAAAAGAUAAGUUUCAAGAAAGAUCUGUUAUGGACUCUUUAGCUAUUUUAAUGCAUCUUGCAACAAUUGUAUCUAUACGUGAUGGAUUGCAAGAAAAGUAUUGCGAAAAGAAGGACCUAUUCGAGUUUUAUAAAGAUCCAAAACAAAAUACAAAAACUACUUCCAUUCUAACAUUAUCAAUAAUCAGUAGGCUUGCUGAUGCAUCUAAUGAAGACGAAAUUAAAGCAGAUCAUUCAAUAAUGGAUUUCUUUAAAGAAUUAGUUGAGAAUGCUAUCUCCUCGAAAGAUAAAGUUGUCAAACGAAAUGACAUUGAAUUUAGUCUUGAGAAUCUUCUAUUUACAAUGGAGUUAUUAGCCUACAACGCUGAAAAUUCAAAGUAUAUGCUUAAAAAGAAAUUGGGACCGAUUAUCUUUAAAGCCCUUAAAUUCAAUAGUCAAUUAAAGCGAGAAUCUGAAACUAAAUGCUGUCUCUCUACCCUUAUGAUUUUCUUGGAACUUGUAAAUGAAUUAGACGAGGGAGAAGUAGUCUUAGGUUGUCCAGGGCUGACUGAUUUUCUUCUGGAAUUAAAGAGUCAAGGUCAAAGUUACGAUAUCGCCGAACUAAUUGAUGAAAUUUUAGGAUCAAUCAAAUCGUCGUGUGAUUACGUUUACGAAUGUAGAGAAUUCUUUAAUAGUCUAAAUAUACCUGAGGAAUAUUUGGACGAGACACAUAACGAAUGCUAUUGUAGCGUUUGCCAUAAAUCAAGAAAACAACCGGAUUUUUAUGAGAGGGGAGAGCCGCCUAAAUUUUAUUCCCUUCCUAUUGGAUGGUAUAGAUUUGGUCUUAAGGUUCCGGCAAAGACAAUUGCUCAAAGAGCUUUUGAUAAAUGGCAUAGAGCCUUUCACGGUACUCAAACAGAUAGAAUUGUUAAAAUUCUACAGCACGGUGAUUUGCUAAUGCCUGGCGAUAGAACAGCAGAGGGAGAUCAACUGAGAGAGUUGGAUGGGCACUAUAACGACAAAACAAAACCGAAAGGUUUUAAUACUAAGCAAGUAUUUGUAUCGCCAACAAUAAAAUAUGCUGGUUUAGAUUCAUACGCAAAGCCUUACAAAUGGAAAACAGAUGGGAAGAAAGCAAGAGUCGCCUUUCAGGUUCUCAUCCAACCAGAUUCUUUCAUUGUUGGAAAAGAAACGAUAGGAGUAAAGCAUCGCUUGGAUUCUAAGUAUACUAAUAAGGAACUGGAAUGGUCAACAGAUAGGAGAGGUGUUGUUAUCUUAUACGGUAUCCUCGUAAAAAUCGAAAAGAAGUGA
Dimorphilus gyrociliatus is the source of this 1684-nucleotide messenger RNA. The record is from the annotation of a GenBank genome assembly. Lineage: Eukaryota; Metazoa; Annelida; Polychaeta; Dinophilidae.